AUGUCGUACUCUUUAUCUGAAACUCACAAGCACUUGGUCGAGGACCGUUUGGCAGAUAGCGACCCGGAGGUCGAUGGAAUUAUCAAGGCUGAAGUCGACAGACAAAAGCACUCCAUUGUAUUGAUUGCCAGUGAAAAUUUCACCACUAAAGCAGUGUUUGAUGCUUUGGGAACCCCCAUGUGUAACAAAUACUCAGAGGGGUACCCUGGUGCAAGAUACUAUGGUGGUAAUGAGCAAAUUGAUAAGAUGGAAAUUUUAUGUCAGGAGAGAGCAUUGAAGGCUUUCAAUGUUACCCCUGAUAAGUGGGGUGUAAAUGUGCAAACGUUGUCCGGAUCUCCAGCAAACUUGCAAGUUUACCAAGCCAUCAUGAAGCCACAUGAAAGAUUGAUGGGAUUGGACUUGCCACAUGGAGGUCACUUAUCGCAUGGUUACCAGACCGAUUCUAGAAAGAUUUCUGCUGUCUCAACCUACUUUGAGACUAUGCCUUACAGAGUGGAUUUGGAAACUGGAUUGAUUGAUUACGAAAUGUUGGAGAAGACUGCUAUCUUGUACAGACCUAAGGUUUUGGUGGCUGGCACUUCCGCUUACUGUCGUUUGAUCGAUUACAAAAGAAUGCGUGAGAUUGCUGACAAGGUCGGUGCUUACUUGGUUGUCGACAUGGCACAUAUUUCUGGUUUAGUUGCUGCUGGUGUCAUACCCUCUCCAUUUGAGUAUGCUGAUAUUGUGACCACUACCACUCACAAGUCCUUGAGAGGCCCAAGAGGAGCAAUGAUCUUUUUCAGAAGAGGUGUUAGAUCUAUCAACCCCAAGACAGGACAGGAGGUGUUGUAUGAUUUGGAAAACCCAAUUAACUUUUCUGUUUUUCCUGGACAUCAAGGCGGCCCACACAAUCACACGAUUGCUGCAUUGGCUACUGCUCUCAAACAAGCUGCUACCCCCGAGUUCAAGGAAUACCAAGAACAAGUGUUGAAGAAUGCAAAGGUCUUGGAAGAAGAGUUCAUUAAGAAAGGAUACAAGUUGGUCUCCAAUGGAACUGAUUCUCACAUGGUUUUGGUUUCUUUGAGAGAUAAACAAAUCGAUGGAGCUAGAGUUGAGACCAUCUGUGAACGAAUCAACAUCGCAUUGAACAAGAACUCUAUUCCAGGUGAUAAGUCUGCUUUGGUUCCAGGAGGUGUCAGAAUCGGUGCACCUGCAAUGACCACGAGAGGUUUGGGAGAGGAGGAUUUCAAGAAGAUUGUGGGUUACAUCGACUUUGCUGUUAAUUACGCUAAAGAAAUCCAGUCCAAGUUACCAAAGGAGGCUAACAAAUUAAAGGACUUCAAGCAGAAGGUCUUGCACGGUGAAGAUGCCAAAUUAGAUGCCGUGAAAUCCGAAAUUUCCCAAUGGGCUGGUGAAUUUCCAUUGUCUGUUUAG
Sungouiella intermedia is the source of this 1413-nucleotide messenger RNA. Lineage: Eukaryota; Fungi; Ascomycota; Pichiomycetes; Serinales; Metschnikowiaceae. The record is from the annotation of a GenBank genome assembly.